Penicillium riverlandense is the source of this 2871-nucleotide messenger RNA. RefSeq names its product putative DNA mismatch repair protein (Mlh3). Gene Ontology annotation, biological process: mismatch repair. Gene Ontology annotation, cellular component: mismatch repair complex. Gene Ontology annotation, molecular function: ATP-dependent DNA damage sensor activity; ATP binding; ATP hydrolysis activity. The record is from RefSeq and is a predicted model, not a curated record. The coding region runs from base 1 to 2871 and encodes 956 amino acids. Lineage: Eukaryota; Fungi; Ascomycota; Eurotiomycetes; Eurotiales; Aspergillaceae. The transcript is spliced from 2 exons.
AUGUCUCGGUCUGAUUUCGCCAUACGGCUGCUUCCUCCAGACGUGGUGGCAAAGAUUAAGUCUUCGACCUCCAUUACACACCUGAAUGAUGUGGUGUUGGAGCUUGUCAAAAAUGCCUUGGAUGCCAACGCCCAUACCGUCUUUGUCACCGUCGACGUUACGCGCGGAAGCUGUAUAGUCGAGGACGACGGAGAUGGAAUUCCGCCGACAGAAUUCGAGUCCUCGGGGGGUCUUGGAAAGGCGCACCAUACAUCGAAACUGGAGCAGACGGGCGCAUAUGGCCAUCGAGGUCUCUUCUUGGCCUCAUUGGCCGCUUUGUCUUUGCUCACCAUCACGUCCCAUCAUGCCAGGUACCGGAGCGCAAAUUCCCUUCUACUCCAUCACUCGAUGCCAGUAGCUCGGUUGAUACCGGCGCCUGUGCAUCAAGAGCUUCGGUUCAGGGAUCACGGCACCUGUGUCACGGUGAACGAUCUGUUUGGGAAUAUGCCAGUUCGCGUCAAGAGUCGGGCCUUGGCUCUUCAAAGGCCCGACGAGCUCGAAAGAGAAUGGGACAGUCUCAGACACGUGCUUGUUGCUCUUAUGGUGGCUAAUCCUCAACUUUCAAAGUUGGUGCUGCAUGAUGCAGCAAGGAACAGGAAGACCUUAAUCCGUCUUGGAACCCGCAUCCCCGGAGACAUAAAUGCCAGUCAAGUGGAAGACGAAUUGGAUCUCAAGCGGAUCGGUUCCAUUCUUGCGCAGUCUGGAAUAGUCUCUUCUCGCAACAUGGACUCAUGGCAUACACUUUCAGCCUCGCUUCCCGAUCUUACAGUUCGUGCCGCAGUUUCUCUCAUUCCCAGCCCAAGCAAGAAGAUCCAGUUCAUCUCAUUGGGAACUGAACCGGUGUUUUCGCGAAAUGGCUCGAAUGUUCUCUACAGCGAAGUUAAUCGCUUGUUUGCUCAAUCGGACUUUGGCAACGAGGCCAUACUUAAUUAUUCAUCAGCGCUAUAUGCCUCUCCUCUGCCAGAACGACCUGAUACGGGCAACUCCAGCCUCAAAGGUGGAACAAGGUCCGUCAACAGGUGGCCAAUGUUUUAUAUACGCAUCGACACGAGUAUUGCUCGGCGAUUAUGCGACGAUGGAAAUGAGAUCCUUCCCGAAUCUGACAAGUCCCUUCAACGAAUAACAGAUGUGAUGGAUGUGAUGAUUUCUGAGUUUCUCAAGCAACAUGGUCUUCGUCCGCGCACGGUCAAGCGACGGGGACAGGCGUUAGGUCGAACCCAGCAGGUCGAUUCCGCCGGCCAGAAAAUCGAUAGUCAACCAAUGGAGUUUGCAGAACAGAAUGGCUUCAUUUCGUCCACGGAAGAGGCUUUCUCAAGUCGUUUAAAGCUCCCACCUUUCCGGAGACCAAGCCCUGUCCAUCCAGGACAAGGUUUCAAUAGCUGGUCCAGAGUGAAAGCAGCGAAGAAUCCUAUGGCCAGCACCGUGCUUCGGCCUCGAAAUGAAGACCCUCAGGUCGGAAAAUCAUCGACCGAAGAGGAACUCUUGCUGUCAACGGAUGUUCAGGAACAUAGACACGCACCGAUAGGAGAAUCCUCUUGCAUGGAUUCCGAUGCCUUCAUCACUUGGGCCGAUCCAUCUACAGGGAGGGCUCACCUUAUCAACUCUCGGACAGGACAAACGAUGAUUCGCCGAAAAUCCAUUGCUGCCCUGAGACCGAGGUCCGCUGGAGUCAUCACCGGUGGCUUGCGCAGGCCACAGUCUACCCCUGUCUCCUCACAAAGCGUGUGGGUGGACAAUCUUCUAGAGAAAUGGGACAAUCCUGUUUUCGGGAGAACCGAGAAACCUAUUUCAAGGAUGGACACGGAGUUCAACCACAGACCGCCUGCACAUUUCUCUUCUCAUGACUGUUUCAAGAGCAUUGGCUCGCUGGAUACCGCUCAGGUCUCAAAAUUCCGAGGCAAGCUUGAACGACGGGGUCUGGAGAAGGCAGAGGUGAUUUCGCAAGUGGACUGCAAGUUCAUCUUGGUCAAAGUGAACAUCCAUGACACAAACGACCAUGAUGCAUUGGUGCUGAUCGAUCAGCAUGCGGCUGAUGAGCGGUGUCGGGUCGAGCAGUUAUUUAGAGAGUUCUUUGUUCCUGCUCCUCAGGUUGAGACCAUUGGCCACAGUUUCCGAGUGCGAACGGUUGAUAUCGACACCAUCUCAUUCGACGUCUCGCCAACCGAAGGCAACCUGUUCCACAAGUACAGCGAGUAUUUUUCGCAAUGGGGUGUUCACUACAACACCGAGCUAAAAUCGGGCUCAUCCACCGCUGUCCUGGUGACUUCACUCCCAUCCCUCAUCGCCGAACGCUGCCGGCUUGAACCGAAGUUGGUGAUCGAUAUGAUUCGCCGAGAGAUUUGGACUCGCGAAGACGACAAAAGGCCAUGGGGGCCAGCGAGAAAUUCAUCCAGAUUCAAUUCUCAAGAUUGGUCUCUGCCGGAGGAAGAAGAGCCUCCACACUCCAAAGCUGCCGGUUCACUAAAUGGCACCUCUUCAUGGGUGCAGCAACUAAGCGGCUGCCCCCAGAGCAUUAUCGACCUCCUCAACUCCCGCGCCUGCCGCAGCGCGGUCAUGUUCAACGACACUCUGAGUAUGGAAGAGUGUCAAACCUUGGUCUCACGACUGGCCCGCUGUGUGUUUCCGUUCCAGUGUGCUCACGGACGGCCUUCCAUGGUCCCGAUCUUGGAUUUGCGGUCUUUGGCCGAAAUGGCUGGCUCUGCUCGCCUGGAUUUGGAGAAGGGCAUGGCAUCCGAUUAUGAUCAUAGUGGGGGGUUGGGUUUUUGGAGGCUUUUCAGUCGCGUUACUCAACUGAUAAUGUACUUACGGGCAGAGGGAAAUAGCUGGCGAUGA